Messenger RNA from Pungitius pungitius (ninespine stickleback), 2034 nucleotides. RefSeq names its product RING finger protein 222. Lineage: Eukaryota; Metazoa; Chordata; Actinopteri; Perciformes; Gasterosteidae. The coding region runs from base 280 to 900 and encodes 206 amino acids. The transcript has a single exon. The record is from RefSeq and is a predicted model, not a curated record.
AAACUGCGGUUUAAAAAAAAUAUUGCCAGUUGGUCAAAUGUGCUAUUGCUGACCUUCCAAGACUUAACUUUCAGGACAUACAGUGCCAACACAUCAACCAGCUCAGCAACAUGAACUGACAACAGGGGACCCAAUCAGAAAAGUCCCUGGCAGUCAGAGGUGGCUGGUCCUGUUUUACAAGGCGCAGCCUCCACCUUUGGAAUUCACCUUGAGGCAGGAAUCGACUUUUAAUAUACAUCAUUUCCCAACACUCCCCGCGCAGUGGAUGCGUUUAUAUCCAUGGCAUUGUAUGAAGAAGACAGCCAGCAGGACGCAGAAGAGUGCCCUGUGUGCUACGAGUGUCUGUCCAGCACGGAGAGGACCCUGAGCUGUGGACACGUAUUCUGCCAUGACUGUCUGGUUAAAACGCUGGUCAGCAUCAACAGCGAUGGAAAUAUCAGAGACACCAUUGUAUGCCCCAUCUGCCGACAUCUUACAUUCAUCAAGAAACAGAAGGAGGUAAUCGUGGCCGUCACCGCGGACACGGAUCCAGGUGAAAGGCAGACCCUCGAAGUACCUCUACCUCCGCCGCCGGGACGGGUCCAGGGCGCGCGGCGCGCCUCCAGUGGCACUUCGCCGGCCGAAGUUAACUGGAUAGCUCGCUGUUUCGGUGUGAUGGCUGAUCGAUUCCGUCGACAGAUGUUGAUCAGUCCCCGACAUACUCAGAUUUUUAUCAUAAGUGCUCAAGGGCGACCGAUGGCUGAAUACGAAGCACUAAGCGUUGUGAUGACUGUGGUUCAACCCCGGCGCAGGCGAAGGCUCAGGAUUUGCACAAGUGCACGAUGCCUCCUCGUUUUACUGUCAUUAUUCACUAUAAUGGCACUAGCGGCUGCAACUUUACCCUGGAUUUUUCUUGCAUAGCCCAGUGAUGUCUGGAUUAGGAAGUUCAGUCGGGGAACGAUACAACUGAAAAAGUGGAAUGACGUAGAUCUUCCAGCGAUGCCAGGCAGUAGUCUUACUUAAAGAAAAUAUCUGAUGGACUUCAGCAAAUAAUAAAUACACUGAAAACGUACGAUCUAGCUAUGGUGAUGAUGUUAAUAUACUUGGUUUGCAACAAUGUUUUAAGAUGCUGUAAUUUCCUUCUCUGAAGUUAAGGAGUUUAUGUGCAUUGCCAAGCAACAGCCUGAGGUUAAAGCCUCGGCAGCAUGGGGUUUGUCUCGCAUUCCUGUCUGUGACACGUUCUACCUGUUUUACCAGAAUCUGUGUAAAAAAAAAUCAUAUACAGUACAAUACAGUAUAUGCCUGUAACCCUGCUUGAUGAUGUAGCUGCAGUCAUUAUUCUGCUGUAAGGUGAGGUACACUGUGUCCAAACAACCAAACAAACUGUACACUUCAGAGCUGACUGCAAGAUUUAAAAAAAAUGUGCCUGAAUGUGUCCUUAAAAUAACAAAAAGGAUGAGUUACAUUUUGGCAGCAAGUGUAUAGUGUGUAUUUGACCCGGGUAACGACGGUGCGACUGGCUCUCCUUGUGUGCACAAAGACAGUGUAAACAGAGCCACCUUUCAAACUUUCGGUAAGAAAUAAUUGAUGCACCCUUGGUAGUCUGAAGGAGACAGUAAGCAGGGACGAGCUGUGCCUGGUGGUAAGGAGAUACACUGCUGGACUGUGGCAUCACAUUACCGCAAGCUGUUCUUGGAAAAAAAGAUUAACGUUAAUCAUCCUUGGAAAAUAGUUCACAAUCCACGAAGGAGUUGUCAGUAUCGACAACCACUCCUAGUUUCCUCACGUUUAAGCGAUCCCUCGGCUAUCCUGCUGGCCCAGUCCUGCAGGUUACACGCCUGAAGAGGUGUCACGGUUUGGCCUCGCUUCCUGUUUUAGUUUGAAGUUUCAUGUCUCUUGUGGUCCUGGGGUAACUUCACUUCCUGCCCUGUCUUGUGAUUGCGUGAUUGUCUCCACCUGUGUCCAAUCACCUGCACCUCCCUUGUGUAUUUAAGCCCUGUGUGCCUGUUGUCCUUUGUCGCGUCAUUGUCUUACGUCAUUCGUCGUUCGAGCACA